This is a messenger RNA of Erinaceus europaeus (western European hedgehog), 3633 nucleotides long. RefSeq lists its product as uncharacterized. Gene Ontology annotation, biological process: negative regulation of transcription by RNA polymerase II. Gene Ontology annotation, cellular component: nucleus. The record is from RefSeq and is a predicted model, not a curated record. The coding region runs from base 169 to 3633 and encodes 1154 amino acids. Lineage: Eukaryota; Metazoa; Chordata; Mammalia; Eulipotyphla; Erinaceidae. The transcript has 5 exons.
AUUUGUCCCAGGAAAAGCUGUUACCCUGAGUACAAGAGACACUCACCCCAUAACUCUGUGAGCAUCAGAGGAUUCAUUACUCACUGCUGACUCCAGGAGACCAAGAGAAGGUCCCAGCACCUCCUGAGCCUUGUACAGUGGGCCAGCUGUGCCCUGAGUUGUGACAUCAUGCCCAGACGCAAGAAUAAGCGCCAUUCCUCUGGGAAGUCCCGCCAUACCCAGGACCAGGACCAGGCCCAGGCCAGCACAGAGGCCCAGGCCAAGGCCAAAGCCCAGAACAAGACCCAAGCUAAGACCAAGGCCAAGGCCCAGGACCAGCCCCAGGCCCAGACCCAGGCUGAAGCUCGUCAUGGCACCACUGGGCGCACCCCAGCAGCAGCAGUGGCUGUGGCAGAGGCAGCAGCUGCAGAAGCAACAGCAGCAAAAGGCAAUGAUGCCCAGGAUGCUCAGGGCAAUGCUGGCACCAAGACCUCCAGUGAUGCCAGGGCAGCCUCUGGCCCCAAAGGAGCUGAGGCAGGGCCACAGCCCAAAACCACCCCUGUGGGCAGACCCAGCUGUGGAGGAGCUGAGGGAGCUGCCCCCAAGUUGGAAGUGGAGGAGAAGUUCGAGUACGGCCCGCUGUACACAGACCCUGACGCCAUGAGCAAGAGGGUGGUUGUGCUGGAGCAGUUCCUGCUGUACAAGUUCCAGCUGAAGCAGCCCAUCCUGAAGGCAGAAAUGCUGAAGAUCUUGGGCUACAGGUACCAAAACCGCUUCCUGGAGAUGCUGAAGAAAGCCUCUGAGCGCAUUGAGACCCUGUUUGCAGUGCGCGUGCAAGAAGUGGACUCAGUGACCCAAGCCUAUGACCUAGUGAGUGAGCUCAAGCUCCCCAACCACGGCAGGGUGUGCCCUGGCAGAGGGCUGCCCAAGUCCGGGCUCCUCAUGCAUGUCCUGGGCAUGAUCUUCCUGAAGGGCAACUGCGCCAGCGAGGAAGACAUCUGGAGGGUGCUGGGCACCAUGCAGGUGUACCCGGGCAGGAAGCACAACAUCUACGGGGAGCCCCGCAAGCUCCUCACCAAGGAUCUGGUGAGGCUGCAGUACCUGGAGUACCGCCCGGUGCCCAACACUCAGCCCCCCCGCUACCAGUUCCUGUGGGGCCCCAAAGCCCAUGCUGAGACCAGCAAGAUGAGCGUGCUGCAGUUCAUGGCCAAGAUCAAGGGCACGGUGCCCAGCUCCUUCUCACCCCAGUACCAAGAGGCUCUGCGUGAGCAGGCAGAGAGAGCCCUGGCCCGGAGCUUAGCUGGCUCCAGGGCCAAGAUCUGGGGCAUAGCUGGCUCCAGGGCCAAGGCACAGGGCACAGCUGGCUCCAGGGCCAAGGCACAGGGUGCACCUGGCUCCAGCGACAAGGCACAGGGUGCAGCUGGCUCCAGCGCCAAGGCCCGAGCCCUGACAGAGUCCGACACUGAGUACAGUUCCAACCAGGGCAGGUCAUUCAGUGAAGCUAUGGAAAUGGAGGCUAAGCUGUUAGAGCAGUUCAUGCUACACAGUUAUCAGCUGAAACAGCACAGCAUGCUGGAAGACAUGCAGAGAAUGGUGAACCCAGCUUUUGCAGCUUACUUUGAUGACAUCUUAAUGAUAGCCUCUGAACACACUGAGACGCAUUUUGCCAUGCACGUUGAGGAGAUAGAUCCUGUGCUCCAUGCCUAUGACCUGGUGACUCAGCUGCAGCUUCCAUAUAACGGCAGGGUGCACCCCGGCUGCGGACUGCCCAAGACCGGACUGCUCAUGUACGUCCUGGGGCUCAUCUUCACCAAGGGUAGUCAUGCCACCGAAGAGGAGAUAUGGGCGUUUCUGAGCAUGAUGAGCAUCUACCCCGGCCAGAAACACCACAUUUAUGGGGAGCCCCACAAGCUCCUCACACAAGACCUGCCCCGCCGCUACCAGUUCCUGGGGGGCCCCAAAGCCCAGGCUGAGAUCCGCAAAAUGAGGGUCCUGGAGUUUAUCGCAAAGGUUAAUGGCAAAGAGCCAACCGAUUACCUGGCCCAAUACCAAGAAGCUGUCCAAGAUGAGCAGGCCAGAACCCAGGCUCAAGUUGCCGCCAGGGCUGCCUGCACAUCUAACACCAGGAUGUCCCAGCAACUCCCGAGCCUUGUACAGUGGGCCAGCUGUGCCCUGAGUUGUGACAUCAUGCCCAGACGCAAGAAUAAGCGCCAUUCCUCUGGGAAGUCCCGCCAUACCCAGGACCAGGACCAGGCCCAGGCCAGCACAGAGGCCCAGGCCAAGGCCAAAGCCCAGAACAAGACCCAAGCUAAGACCAAGGCCAAGGCCCAGGACCAGCCCCAGGUCCAGGCCCAGGCUGACACUUGUCAUGGCGCCACUGGGCACACCCCAGCAGCAGCAGUGGCUAUGGCAGAGGCAGCAGCUGCAGAAGCAACAGCAGCAAAAGGCAAUGAUGCCCAGGAUGCUCAGGGCAAUGCUGGCACCAAGACCUCCAGUGAUGCCAGGGCAGCCUCUGGCCCCAAAGGAGAUGAGGCAGAGCCACAGCCCAAAACCACCCCUGUGGGCAGACCCAGCUGUGGAACUGAGGAAGCUGCCCCAAAGUUGGAAGUGGAGGAGAAGUUUGAGUAUGGCCCUCUGCACACAGACCCCGACGCCAUGAACAAGAGGGUGGUUGUGCUGGAGCAGUUCCUGCUGUACAAGUUCAAGAUGAAGCAGCCCAUCCUGAAGGCAGAAAUGCUGAAGGUCUUGGGCCUCAGGUACCAAAGCCACUUCCUGGAGAUGCUGAAGAAAGCCUCUGAGCGCAUUGAGACCCUGUUUGCAGUGCGCGUGCAAGAAGUGGACUCAGUGACCCAAGCUUAUGACCUGGUGGGCGAUCUCAAGCUCCCCAACCAGGGCAGGGUGUGCCCUGGCAGAGGGCUGCCCAAGUCCGGGCUCCUCAUGCAUGUCUUGGGCAUGAUCUUCCUGAAGGGCAACUGCGCCAGCGAGGACGACAUCUGGAAGCUGCUGGGCACCAUGCAGGUGUACCCAGGCAGGAAGCACAACAUCUACGGGGAGCCCCGCAAGCUCCUCACCAAGGAUCUUGUGAGGCUGCAGUACCUGGAGUACUGCCCGGUGCCCCAUACUCAGCCCCCCCGCUACCAGUUCCUGUGGGGUCCCAAAGCCCAUGCCGAGACCAGCAAGAUGAGCGUGCUGCAGUUCAUGGCCAAGAUCAAGGGCACGGUGCCCAGCUCCUUCUCACCCCAGUACCAAGAGGCUCUGCGUGAGCAGGCAGAGAGAGCCCUGGCCCGGAGAGUAGCUGGCUCCAGGGCCAAGGUGCAGGGCGCAGCUGGCUCCAAGGCCAAGGCCCAGGGCGCAGCUGGCUCCAGGGCCAAGGUGCAGGGCGCAGCUGGCUCCAAGGCCAAGGCGCAGGGCGCAGCUGGCUCCAAGGCCAAGGCGCAGGGCGCAGCUGGCUCCAAGGCCAAGGCGCAGGGCGCAGCUGGCUCCAAGGCCAAGGCGCAGGGCGCAGCUGGCUCCAAGGCCAAGGCGCAGGGCGCAGCUGGCUCCAGGGGCAAGGCGCAGAGUGCAGCUGGCUCCAGGGCCAAGGCACAGGGCGCAGCUGGCUCCAGGGCCAAGGCGCAGGGGCAGCCGGCUCCAGGGCCAAGGCCCAAGCCCUGA